GUUAUUAAAUUUGAUCAAUUAUCUCAUGUAAAAUUAAAAAUGGUAAGGUGUAAUUGAAACUUGAAAGCAUUAGCAAUUUAGCAUGUUGUUUGCUGACAUCACUAAUUGCACUUGCCGACGUAAACAUGAGCGAUAAUAAUAAAAUAAUAUGAAAAAAGGAAAAUCAAAAAAAAAAAAGGACGAAAGAGAAUCAAAAGAGACGACGAAGUCAAGGCUCAAGUUUCUCCUUUUCCUCUAAACAAUCGUUUUUUUUUUUCUUUUUUUUUUAAUUAUCUAAUUUCUUUUGAUUUUUCUUUUCUGCCAUUAUCAGUUUUAAUUUUCUUCCUUACGUUCUUCAUCAUCAAAUGGCAUAAGCUGGAGAGAAAGGAUACGAACCGAUCGUCUUCUCACUUCUCGAAACAUUCGAUUUCCCUUGAUUCGCCGGAGAAGAGCCAUGAAAACCUCUCUCCGACGCUUGCGAGGGGUGAUUCACAGGCACGAAUCUAAGGAUCGGAGAGAUCUCCGAGCUCUUGUUCAGAACGACGAGCUCGCCCAGGCUUCGCAGGACGUGCAAGACAUGAGGGAUUGCUAUGAUAGCUUGCUCUCUGCUGCGGCUGCUACUGCUAAUAGCGCAUAUGAUUUCGUUUGCUUGCAGAAUUUUCUGAAUCUUUAAGAGAACUGGGUGCUUGUCUUCUUGAGAAAACUGCUUUAAAUGACGAUGAAGAAAGUGGUAGAGUGUUGCUUAUGCUGGGGAAAUUGCAGUUUGAGCUGCAAAAACUUGUUGAUAAAUAUUUUAAUAUUUGUGUUGUUCAUUCAGCGGUCUCAUAUAUUCCAAACGAUCACAAUCCCCUCAGAGUCACUUCUUAAUGAACUCCGCAUAGUUGAGGAAAUGAUGCGGCUUUGUGAUGAGAAAAGGAAUGUUUAUGAAGGGAUGCUUGCAAGACAGAAGGAGAAAGGGAGGUCUAAGGCUGGGAAAGGAGAAUUUUUUUCGACUCAGCAGAUACAAGAAGCUCAUGAUGAAUAUGAUAACGAGACAACUUUAUUUGUUUUCCGCUUAAAAUCCUUAAAACAAGGGCAAACACGUAGUCUUUUGACUCAGGCAGCACGGCACCAUGCAGCACAGUUAUGCUUCUUCAAGAAGGCUCUUAAUUCCCUUGAAGAAGUUGAGCCACAUGUACAGAUGGUAACUGAGUCGCAGCAUAUUGAUUACCAUUUCAGUGGAUUAGAAGAUGAUGAUGGCGAUGAUGAAAUCGAAAACAACGACGACGAUGGCUCUGAGGUGCAUACUGAUGGAGAGUUGAGUUUUGAAUAUAGAGAGAAUGACAAGGACAACAAUGCGGAUUCUUCACCCAUUCUCUCCUCAGAGUUGGGUCAGUCAGACAUCACAUUUCCACUAAUUGCAGGACCGAAAACUGUGCAGCAGACACAUGAGGAAGGAAACUACAGGAAGUCUUAUUCAUUUAGGAGAGAUGUUAGGAUAGAGAGCCAAUCAGCACCUCUCUUUUUUGAGAACCGCACAACUCUUCCUACUUCAGAUAAACUGUUACGGAUGCGAUCAUCUCUGACACGGAAGUUCAGCACUUAUGCAUUGCCGACACCUGCGGAAACAGCAAGAAGUCCCUCAUCUAUUACAAGUCUUCGUCACAACAACAUUGCUUUAUCUAACCCUGCAAAGGCAUUGACAAAACAGGUUUGGCAUUCAUCCCCAUUGGAUGCACGUGGACCUGCAAAGCUCUCUUCUAGACCAAUGGCAGCCUUGAAAGAACAAGUCCUGAGAGAGAGUAACAAGAAUAUAUCUUCUCGGUUGCCUCCGCCUUUAUCAGAUGGACUAAUGUACUCUCGUAUCGGGACACUCAAGAGACGAUCAUUCUCUGGUCCAAUUACAAGUAGACCCUUACCUAACAAGCCUCUGUCUGCAGCGCCUCGUUUAUACUCAGGUCCAAUCCCAAGGAAUCCAGUUUCCAAGUUACCAAAAGUGUCGUCAUCAUCCCCAACUGCUUCCCCUACUUUUGUGUCAACACCUAAAAUAAGCGAGCUCCAUGAGCUUCCUAGACCACCACCAAGCAGCUACGCUAAGUCUUCUAGGGCAUUUGGAUACUCAGCACCUCUGGUUUCGAAGAGCCAAUUGCUUAGUAAACCUCUAAUUUCAAGUUCACCAUCUCCUCUCCCAACACCACCACCUGCAAUCAUUCGUAGCUUCUCUAUACCUACUAGCAACCUUAGAGCAGCAGAUUUAGAUAUGUCUAAGACGACUCCUUCGCCUCCUUUAACCCCAAUGUCAUUGACCCAUCCACCUCCUUCUGCUCUCCCUGAGCUUGCAGACCACCUAACGAUGUCCAAACAAGAGGUAAACCAUAAGUUCUGAUACGUGUUCUAAGUGUAAAAUCCAUGAUUGUUCUGAUAUUUAUGGUAAUGGGUGAAUUGCAGAGGACUUAAAGGUGUAAGUUGUUUGUAGCUCUACCUAAACACGCUUAUAGGAGGAGGAAGACAUUCCCUCUAGUUGCAGAUAUGUAAAUAUCCUCCUGUUUUGUUCCGAGGAUGAGAGGCAUACAGUAAUAAAUAAUUUCCCGAGGAAUUUUGGUUUUCUAUAAUCACAAUAUAUAAUAUAGUGGUCAAAGUAAUGUCUGAGUUUUUUAUUUA
Molecule: messenger RNA, 2619 nt
Organism: Brassica rapa (field mustard)
Lineage: Eukaryota; Viridiplantae; Streptophyta; Magnoliopsida; Brassicales; Brassicaceae
Source: RefSeq, a predicted model, not a curated record